Molecule: messenger RNA, 285 nt
Organism: Scutellospora calospora
Lineage: Eukaryota; Fungi; Glomeromycota; Glomeromycetes; Diversisporales; Gigasporaceae
Source: the annotation of a GenBank genome assembly
AUGGCCCAAAGAAAUAAAAACAAAUCAACCUCUGAGAAAAUUCAAAGCUUCCAAAAUGAACUAACAGAAAGAAGCCAGAACUAUCUACUUAACCUUGAGGAGCAAUCAACAUCCAGUACUUAUUCGACCCUAAACAAUCAAGAAAGCAUUCAAGAUCUUUUGAAAGAAAUUGCUAAGGCUUUCCAAGAUACAGCAAUCAAAGUUCUUGAGAGGUUUGGUGAACAAGAAGUUAUUCUUAAAAAAUUUAAUCAGUAUAAUAAAAUGAGCAAAAGAUGGUUAGAAGAA